AUGUCGGCAGCUGGCCGUGAACCAGUCUUCCCGACUCGCCAGUCGUUGGGUUUGAUGAAGAGCAAGCUUAAGGGUGCAGAGACUGGCCACAGUUUGUUGAAGAGAAAGAGUGAAGCUUUGACAAAGCGCUUUCGAGACAUUACCCGGCGCAUCGAUGAAGCGAAACGAAAGAUGGGACGAGUCAUGCAAGUGGCUUCCUUCUCCCUGGCGGAGGUGACCUAUGCCGUUGGAGGAGACAUUGGAUACCAGAUCCAGGAAUCCGCCAAGCAGGCUCGAUUCCGUGUACAGGCCAAACAGGAGAACGUGUCCGGUGUCUUCCUGCCUCAGUUCGAGGCGUACCAGGAGGAGGGAAUCAACGACUUCGGUUUGACUGGUCUUGGGAAAGGUGGUCAGCAGGUUCAACGCUGCCGGGAGACCUACGCUCGAGCAGUUGAGACCUUGGUUGAGCUUGCUAGUUUACAGACUGCAUUCCUUAUUCUUGAUGAGAUGAUCAAGGUUGUCAACCGGAGAGUGAACGCAAUUGAGCAUGUCAUCAUUCCUCGAACUGAAAACACAAUCAAAUACAUCAAUUCCGAGCUCGAUGAGCUUGACAGAGAAGAAUUCUACCGACUUAAAAAGGUCUCGAAUAAGAAGCAGAGAGAUACUGCCGCGCAAGACGCAGAGAUCCUGGCUGCCAGACAGAAGGCAGCUGAGAAGAACACGGGUGAUGUUCCUGAUGUUCUCGGGGAACAGGAAGAUCAAGAUGUGAUCUUCUAG
Messenger RNA from Aspergillus chevalieri, 756 nucleotides. RefSeq names its product H(+)-transporting V1 sector ATPase subunit D (gene VMA8). The coding region runs from base 1 to 756 and encodes 251 amino acids. Gene Ontology annotation, cellular component: fungal-type vacuole membrane; vacuolar proton-transporting V-type ATPase complex. Lineage: Eukaryota; Fungi; Ascomycota; Eurotiomycetes; Eurotiales; Aspergillaceae. The transcript has 8 exons. The record is from RefSeq and is a predicted model, not a curated record. Gene Ontology annotation, biological process: vacuolar acidification. Gene Ontology annotation, molecular function: proton-transporting ATPase activity, rotational mechanism.